Molecule: messenger RNA, 1876 nt
Organism: Ruditapes philippinarum (Manila clam)
Lineage: Eukaryota; Metazoa; Mollusca; Bivalvia; Venerida; Veneridae
Exons: 5
Coding region: 49-1137 (362 amino acids)
Biological process (GO): double-strand break repair via homologous recombination
Cellular component (GO): cytoplasm; chromosome; nucleus
Molecular function (GO): four-way junction helicase activity; 3'-5' DNA helicase activity; ATP binding
Source: RefSeq, a predicted model, not a curated record
GAGACGAAGAAGCAUAUCUCGUUAGUUGUUUCGCCACUUCUUAGUCUGAUGGCCGACCAAAAGGGGCAUCUUGACAGGCUUGGAAUAAGCAGCGCAAUUGUAUCGCAUGACCACAAGAUAGACUUGAAAGAUAUCCUGGGCGCUUCUAUUAUAUUCACAACUCCAGAAUCACUUCAGACCCCUGCUUUUAGAAAGGUACUAUUGAACAAGGAUUUCAAGCAGCGUGUGUGUGCUUUUGCAUGUGACGAAGCUCAUUGUGUGUCACAGUGGGGUGAAAACUUUCGCCCAGAGUACCUUGAGGUGUCUUCUAUCAGAAGCAUUAUAGACGUUUCAUUCCUCGCACUUACAGCAACUGCAACACAACAGGUUUUGGAUGAUAUAAGGGGAAAACUUCUGUUAAAGGAUGAUGCCAUUACUGUUGCUAUGGUACCAAAUAGACCCAAUAUCUUCAUGGCAAUAGAAAAAGGUUCCGCGGACAUGGAAGAAGAGAUCAAGUGGUUCAAGGAUUACCUUGAGAGUACCCCUAACUGGAAAAAAACUGUUAUAUUUUGCAGGUCUUACAAUGCAGUGUAUGCUGUGUGGUCUUACUUAGUUGAUACUUUGAGUAUUACCCCAGAAGACAACAACAGAACAGCAGAAAUGUUCCACAGUGCCUGCGACGAUUUAACCAAAGACAGAAUCCUGACGGAAUUUAAGAAGGAUGACAGUAAAAUACGAAUAAUAGUCUCAACUGUGGCAUUUGGCAUGGGAAUUUCUAUUCCAGACGUAGAUAUAGUGAUUCAUUGGGGAGCACCAAAAAAUGCCUUAUCGUACUGGCAAGAAGUAGGUCGCGCGGGAAGAAAUGGCCAAUUGUCACUAGCUGUUGUAAAGGCAUACCCCAGGUCACUUAUGAAAAAUAUAACGGAAGAAAGCAUGAGAAAAAUCGUAGGCAGCGAUGUUUGUAGCAGAAAGCAAAUAUUAAAAAAUCUCCUGACAGACGGAAUGGAUGAAAAUGACAUACCCCAGGCACAACUGUGUGCAGAAAAUAAUUGUGACAUUUGUGACUGCCAGAAAUGUAUGUGCUGUAGAAUAUGUUGGACUGAGUGCGUGUGUAACGGGAAGAUGGACUAUACCAACCGAUUUUUGUAUUGUUCAUGAAAAAAAUAAAAAAAAUAUUGAAAUAUGUCUUAUGUAAAUAAAAAGCGAUUCCUGAGUUUAAAUAAUUGUUUUCCUUUCUAAUUGUCCAUUUCAUAACUAACGAAUGGCCCGCAGUAAUUAUUAAUAACGCUUUAAUCGCAUAUUUUUUAAAAUAAUUCUAAAUUUAAAUAAGCUUAUAUACGAUACUUUUAUAUAGAAGAACUCCGCGAUAAAUGCACCGUCUUUACAUUUUCGCUAUUGCUAUAACUUACAUCCUCUGUCAUAUAGUCACAAUUAAAAAUAAAUAAAUAUUUGUUUCCAGGACAGCUAAUAUUAUUGUGACAUUGCUUACCAGCUAUUUUUGUCUUGACCGCAUGAACAGAUCACGGUAUAUAACCGUAUAUCGCAGUAACAGUUACAAGACAGUGCACUUAUGUGUAUUGGUUUUGUCACGUGACAUUAGCGGUAAUGCCUGUAUUUUGAAUAUGAAUGUGUUUAUUUUACUAUCAAAAUCGUUAUUCUUGGACAAAUUAUUUAAACAAAACGUGGAAUUGAUGUAGAAAUGGAUAAUCUUUUAAGGUAAUGUAAAACUUUAUUCAAAUAUAAAAUGUAAAUAUGACUUUAGACGGUUUAAAGCAUGCGCUCAAAAUCCCGGCGCAAAUUUCACCACAGAAAAGGUACUUUUUAUGUUGUACGUAGAGGCGAGAUAUUGCCCAGACACGAAAAUAGCACAAUAUCUCGUCGCGCAGUACAAUUAGUU